Molecule: messenger RNA, 1293 nt
Organism: Leptinotarsa decemlineata (Colorado potato beetle)
Lineage: Eukaryota; Metazoa; Arthropoda; Insecta; Coleoptera; Chrysomelidae
Source: RefSeq, a predicted model, not a curated record
CUUCAGUAUCUUUGUACAUAGACUAACCUAUAUACAAAGACAGUAAGUAGUACCAUAUUAUUUAUUAGUAUUAGUAAAUAAUCACAGACGGAUGAGUGAAUAGUAAUGGACUCUGCUAGCAGUAAAUGUUCAGUUUGCGAUACAGAAUUCACCGAAAAAAAAAACUUAUAUCGUCAUUUACGAAAAUUUCAUCAGAUAGAGCCGCUAGAAUAUAUAUCGAAACCAGUACCUAAAUUUGAAUGCAGUGUUUGUGCUAAACAUUUUUCUUACCUGUCCUCAUUACUUCGACAUAUUCGCCAAAAUCACCUUACCGAUGAUGAGGGGGAUUACUUGAACAUUGGGGCAGUUAGAAAGAUAAGGAUAUUAUGUCCACAUAAGAUAUGUAAUGAAGAGUUCAUGAAUUAUAAAAAAUUGCGAGAACAUUUAUUAGAACAACAUGAUGUUCAUGUGGAAUAUGAAGAAUUAACUUUUAAUUCAAUUGCUGGUUUUGAGGAAUGGAAAGAUGAAAUUCAACACAGUACGAUGUCCUUAUAUACCCAAGAUUCUGCAGGUUAUCAAUUGAAAAAUGGAAGCAAUAGAAUAUUUUAUAACUGUCAUCGCUCCUAUUCCGCUAAGAGUAAAGCCAAACAUAUUGGAGCUAAAUCAAUCGUUAGUAAUAAAAUAGACAAGGCUUGCCCCUCGAGAUUGGAAGUAACAACAACAGAAAUUGAUGGAGAAACACUAAUAACCGUCAAAUAUUGGAAAACCCACCACGGGCAUGACGAACAAAUCGGAAGAAUAACAAAAAAAAAAAAAAAAAGUUCGAACCUCAAUAUGGACACAAUGAACAAAUUGAAAUAAUAAAAAUUGAAUUCGACUCUCAAAAUAAUGAUAACUUGAUAAGUAAAGCAGAAUAUAUUUCAAGCUUAGUGAAAAUCGUCUCACUUAGUGAAGAAGAUAGUUUGGCGAUUGAGAAACAAUUAGACAGCUUAAUAGAAAGCAUUGAUGAGGCAAAAUUACCUGAUGUAAAUAUCAAAGUAAAUGGAAAACAUACAAUUGAUGAACAAGAAGAAAAUUACACAGUGAAAAUACCAAAGCUCGAAAGCUUAUGAAUGAAAAAUCUGUAUUGUAAAAUUCAUUACUUUAAUCUAGACAUUGCUCAUUUCAAGUGUCUGACAUAAUACCUAUUGUAUAUAGUAUAUAUGACUUACCAUAAAUGUAAUUUUGUAUAUAAAGUGGUCAAAUAGAUUACUCUAUUUGAUAUAAAAAUGAAAAUACUCUAUUAGGAAUCAUGCGUUAAAAGGUAAGACCUCG